Messenger RNA from Peniophora sp. CBMAI 1063, 609 nucleotides. NCBI's taxonomy places the organism in Eukaryota, Fungi, Basidiomycota, Agaricomycetes, Russulales, Peniophoraceae. The record is from the annotation of a GenBank genome assembly.
AUGUCGGUUUUAUUGAGAACGUAUAGCUCGUGGAUGACACGGCAUCCUGUCGCUGGUACCAGCACCGUCGCGACCACACUUUUCGUACUGGGCGAUGUUGUGGCUCAGCAGAUUGUAGAAGAGCGCGGGGCAAAGGGACAUGACUACUGGCGCACUGGAAGAUAUGCGCUGUACGGAUCGUGUAUAUGGGGUCCCCCGUGGGGCUUCUGGACAAGAUUCCUGGGCAGCUUGCAGUUCCGCACAAGAUGGCGGGCCGUUCUAUCGCGGACUGUGCUGGACCAGUCAUUCUUUGGCCCGUCAUCUGUUGCGCUGUUCUUGUCUGCGCAUGCGUUGAUGGAGGGAAAGGGCGUGCAGGAGGCGAAGCAAAGAGUAGAAGAGAACUGGUUCAGCACAGUGAAGCGCGGCUGGCUCGUCUUCGGUCCCGCUCAACUCGUCAACUUCGCCCUCGUCCCACCACACUUCCGCGCGCUCUUCAUCGGCAGCGUCUCAGUCGGCUGGAAUACGUACCUCUCUUCCGUGAACGCCGCGAUAGGCGCGCAUAUACCGGCGCCAUCAAUGGCGGCCGUCGCCGAUGCGAAUAUACCAUCUAGAGUAGAAGAUACCACGUAG